Molecule: messenger RNA, 1797 nt
Organism: Heteronotia binoei (common prickly gecko)
Lineage: Eukaryota; Metazoa; Chordata; Lepidosauria; Squamata; Gekkonidae
Product: vomeronasal type-2 receptor 26-like
Exons: 3
Coding region: 1-1797 (598 amino acids)
Biological process (GO): G protein-coupled receptor signaling pathway
Cellular component (GO): membrane
Molecular function (GO): G protein-coupled receptor activity
Source: RefSeq, a predicted model, not a curated record
AUGGUAUCAAAUGAUGAACUUCAGUACAUGGGGAUUAUCUGGCUGCUUCAGCAUUUUGGCUGGAUGUGGGUCGGGCUGUUUGCUGUGGAUAAUGACAAUGGAGAACAUUUCUUGAAAGUCCUGGAGCCACUGCUUUCCAAACAUGGAAUCUGUUCAGACUUCACUGAAAGAUGUCCAAACACUAUUGGAGUGAACAAAAUAUUUGAUGUUAAUGAGAUAUUAUCAACUAUAUAUCGACCUUUCACAGAAAGCAAAGCCAAUGCAUACAUCUUCUAUGGAGAAUCAAGAACCUUUCUGAUAUUUAUCACUUGUAUGCUCCUAGGAGAUCCUGGAUAUAAAGAAAAUGCCUCCUACAGAAAGGUGUGGAUUCUGACAGGCCAGGUUGAUUUUGCAUUAGUAGGUAGUCAAAAGCACUGGGACUUCCAAUACUUUGAUGGUGCAAUUUCCUUCACAGCUCACUCAAAUGAAGUAGCUGGAUUUCAGACAUUUCUUCAGAAUGUAAACCCUAAGUGGGAAAAAGUAGAUUGUUUUCUAGAGACCUUUUGGGAACAAGCCUUUGAUUGUACUCUUCAGAGUCUCCAGAAGGGAAUGAAGAUCCCGGAUGCAUGUACUGGAGAGGAGAGGCUAGUGAACCUCCCUAGCGCAGUUUUUGAAAUGGACAUGAGUGGUCAUAGUUACAGCAUCUAUAAUGCAGUCUAUGCUGUGGCACAUGCAUUGUAUGCUGUGUACUCAUCCAGAUCCAUCUACAGAGCAAUUCCGGUGGAGCAGGGGGUGCCCCUUUCCUUGUGCAAUGAUUACUGCCCGCCUGGCUAUCACAAGAAGAAGAAGGAAGGGAAGAAAUUCUGCUGCUACGAUUGUGCUCCGUGUCCACAAGGAAAGAUUUCAAACCAUGUGGAUAUGGAUGACUGUGUUCUAUGUCAAGAAAAUCAGUAUCCAAGCAAGCAUCAAGAUCAAUGUAUUCCCAAAAUGAAAAACUUCCUAUCUUAUGAAGAACCUUUAGGGAUCUCUUUGACUUCCAUUGCUGUAACCUUAUCUGUAAUCACACUGUUGGUUCUAGGAAUUUUUAUUAAGUACCAAGAUACUCCCAUAGUCAAAGCCAACAACAGAGAUCUCAGCUACAUACUUCUGGUCGGCCUUCUGUUCUGUUUCCUCUGCUCUUUGCUUUUCCUUGGAAGACCAAGGAAGUUAACCUGCUGGCUCCAGAAACCUGCUUUUGGUAUCAUCUUCUCAGUGGCUGUUUCUUGUGUGUUGGCUAAAACCAUCACUGUGGUUGUAGCUUUUAUGGCCACCAAACCAGGGACCGACAUGAGAAAGUGGGUGGGGAGAAGACUGAGCAAUUCUAUUGUCCUUUCCUGCUCUCUUAUUCAAGCAGGUAUUUGUGUAAUGUGGCUGGGAACUUCCCCCCCUUUCCCAGAUUUAGAUGCACAGUCCAUGACUGAAGAGAUAGUGAUACAAUGCAAUCCAGGGUCUAUCACCAUGUUCUACAUGAUCCUCAGCUACAUGGGACUUCUGUCCAUUCUCAGUUUGAUCGUGGCGUUUCUUGCUAGGAAUUUGCCAGACAGUUUCAAUGAGGCCAAGUUCAUCACCUUCAGUAUGCUGAUAUUUUUCAGUGUUUGGUUGUCUUUUGUUCCAACCUACCUGAGCACCAAAGGAAAAUACAUGGUAGCUGUGGAGAUCUUCUCCAUCUUGACCUCCAGCAGUGGCUUACUAUGCUUCAUCUUUUUCCCAAAAUGUUACAUUAUUCUGCUGAGACCUCAACUGAAUCACAGGAAACAGCUAAUUAGAAGAAAUACUUAG